CUACAGAUUCUCCAUCCUUCAGUCUUUGCAGGGGGACGGCUGUGCCAGCCGGGCGGGCAGGCUCCUGGCAGCAUGGCAGUGAAGCUCAGGGCCCUCCUGCUGGUCCUCGCGCUCAGCCUGGCGCAGCCAGCCGCUGCCGGCCGGAAGCUCCUGGUGUUUCUGCUGGAUGGUUUUCGCUCAGACUACAUCAGUGAUGAGGCCCUGGAGUCCUUGCCUGGUUUCAAAGAGAUCGUGAGCAGGGGAGUAAAAGUGGAUUACUUGACCCCCGACUUUCCCAGUCUCUCUUACCCCAAUUACUACACCCUAAUGACUGGCCGCCAUUGUGAGGUCCAUCAGAUGAUUGGGAACUACAUGUGGGACCCCACCACCAACAAGUCAUUUGACAUUGGUGUCAACAGAGACAGCCUGAUGCCUCUCUGGUGGAACGGAUCAGAACCUCUGUGGGUCACUCUGACCAAGGCCAAAAGGAAGGUCUACAUGUACUACUGGCCAGGCUGUGAGGUUGAGAUUCUUGGGGUCAGACCUACCUACUGCCUAGAAUAUAAAAACGUCCCAACGGAUAUCAAUUUUGCCAAUGCAGUCAGCGAUGCUCUUGACUCCCUCAAGAGUGGCCGGGCCGACCUGGCAGCCAUAUACCACGAGCGCAUCGAUGUGGAAGGCCACCACUACGGCCCCUCGUCGCCUCAGCGGAAGGACGCCCUGAAGGCCGUGGACACCGUCCUGAUGUACAUGACCAGGUGGAUCCAGGAGCGGGAGCUGCGGGACCACCUCAAUGUCAUCAUCUUCUCAGAUCAUGGAAUGACUGACAUUUUCUGGAUGGACAAAGUGAUCGAGCUGAAUAAGUACAUCAGCCUGAAUGACCUGCAGCAAGUGAAGGACCGAGGACCCGUCGUGAGCCUCUGGCCGGCCCCUGGGAAGCACUCCGAGAUCUCUAACAAGCUGAGAACAGUGGAACACAUGACAGUCUACGAGAAAGAAGCCAUACCAAGCAGGUUCUAUUACAAGAAGGGGAAAUUUGUCUCUCCUUUGACCUUAGUGGCCGAUGAAGGAUGGUUCAUAACUGAGAAUCGAGACACACUUCCUUUUUGGAUGAACAGCACCGGCAAGAGGGAAGGUUGGCAGCACGGUUGGCACGGCUAUGACAACGAGCUCAUGGACAUGAGGGGCAUCUUUCUGGCCUUCGGACCCGAUUUCAAAUCCAACUUCAGAGCUGCUCCAAUCAGAUCCGUGGAUGUCUACAAUGUCAUGUGCAACGUGGCAGGCAUCACUCCCCUGCCCAACAACGGGUCCUGGUCCAGGGUGAUGUGCAUGCUGAAGGACCAGGCCAGCUCGGCUCCGUCUGUCCGACCGAGCAGCUGUGUUCUGGUCUUGAUUCUCCUCCUACUGUUUGUAUAGAUGCUGCUAUUGUUGUCCCCAAACACUCUGCCAAGCGUGCCUCCACGGUGGGAUGGUUUUCAUUUUCUAUUCGAAUAAUAGCUUCAUUAACACAAUCAAGGCCACAAAAAUUGUAAAUAUACUGUUCUUGGAUGAUUCCAUACAUAAAAGUCCUUACUUCUUUAAAAAAACAAAAAACAAAAUGAAAAGAAAAAAAAAACAGUAAAAACCCCAAGCUUUGUUUCUUCUGGAGGAAGAAGGAAAACCCUAGCUUUUCAUUGGUUCAACUAGAUGUCAUUUUCUGCAUUGUUUCCCUGCAGUUACCCAGAUGAACGGUCUGAGUAGGAGCCUACCCCUGGGCCAACAGACCUUGCAUCGAUACCGCAUGGAGUUCUGGGCCCUCUCUGCGCCGCCUUGUACAGAGCAGGCCCUUGUCUGUGCCUGGUCCACACCCAGGAGCCAUCCUUGGGGAUGGCUUACAAUCCUUACAAUCCUCAUAUCCCAGAAGAAAGAAAUCCACAGAAAAGCAAUAGCUGUCUUCUGUUUCUGGCCCAGCCCAUGGAGGGUUUUUUUUUCAUUUUAUACCAAGUCCCAGAAAGGGCCUAUCUUAGCUUUGAUCACCAAUCAGAAGUACUAAGGAUUGAAAUCACAGAACAAGGUGAAAGAUGUGGGCGCCCUCCCAAGGUCUUGAGCGCACGAACAUGCCUCCCUUGCCUUGAGGAGCAGAAAAGCUUGCAGCAGACGGGGCUUCUGUGAGACUCAGCACAGUCCGUCACAACAUGGAGCCCUGCACAUGGUGGGCCCUGCGUGUGUGGGUGCACUAAUGGAUUCCCCGCCCUGCUGUGGAUCCCCAGACAGAGUGUAGGCUGUAACAAUAUAGUGAUACAGUCAUUACACAUCUUACGGAUGCCUUGUGGACGUGUUUGUAGCAACCUCAGAUCACGGCUUGGAAUGGUGGCACAUUAAGCCCGAGUUCUAUGCACCGGUAGUCUUGGAGCAAGGCUUGUGGAAUAACACCAGCCAAGUGUGUCCUGAAGGACCCAGAAUCCCAAGGAAAAUGGUGGGGGUGGCGGGGGGAAUGGAGAGAACACGAUGGAACCGAAUCCCAGUCACUAACCAAUUAGCCAUUUGAUUAGGAAACAGUUUGGUCGAGGUGCCACCUCAGGGACCUCCGAUCUUUGGUAACCCCUCAGAAGAGCCACUGAGCCUGCGCUGAAAUGCGUUCAGUUUAGUCACCCAGAUCUGCUGUAGGGAAUCUUGUGAGACAAGGGAUAACUGCAUGUUUACCUGAUCGGAAUCACACAGAUCACUGCCUUAACCGUGACUCUGCACUAAAUGGGGCACAUCUGCAAAAUGGACUUUCUGCCAGGAAGGGACAGCACGUCAGGUCUCCUCAGGAUGCUGAGGCCCUUGUGCAGUGUUUGCCUUGAGAAACGAGCAGCAACACUCACCCUGAUUCGAGAAGGCUGGGAGCAUCUCUGCGCCUUGAAUCGUGAAAGCAAAAAGAUCACUACUUAAAAAAAUACAUAUACCAAAUCUGUCAUCACAAAAGAUUUCUAAGUGUUUAUGUAAUGUGUUUUAAAAGUGCCAGCAAACCACCGAAUCAUUUAAAAAGAAGGCAAAUUGGCUUUUGUUAUUUGGCUGAAAGCAAACUGGUGCUCUCACGACAUUAGGCAAUGGCUGUUGAAACAGGCAUCCAUUGUUCAAAGUGUCCUUUCUCCCAAAAGGACGGUGAUCUAAUGAAUUCAGUGGAGCCCACCUUCUUCCUUGUGAAGGAAGGAUCGCUGAAAGAUACCUAAUGAUUCAGUGAAAAGGGGAUCAUCAAAAUCAAGAGACUACAAACAUGCACACAGUCUUGCAUUUGUCUUUCCUGUUCUGUUCUACCACUUUCCCCUCACUCAGCCUUAAAAACUUCAAGGUACAUAAUAAAAUCUCAGAUAUUUGUCGGACAGAGUGGAGCUAAUAAAUAAUCUUAAAUAGAUGAAUGAGAGUAAGAUACUUUUGGAAUCUUGAAUAUUGGUAAAUAAUAAAGAAAAUUCAGACACCAAAUGGAGAAAAAAAUUUUCCUAAAAUAAUGCACAUAUUUACGUGGCUUAAUUAUUUGGCUAGAACUUUUUUCCCUUUGAUUUUUAAAGUUACAUCAUUUUCCCCAGUAAAAUUCCUUUCUAAAUGUGUUCUGUUCCUUUGGAGUAACACCUUGUACAUAUAGACACCUUUUCUCCUGGAUUAUUUUGCUGCUUCACUGCUAAUUCCAGGGGGAAGAUAAUUGGAUUGACCUGCAAAUACCGAACAUAAACCAAAGGAAUGAUCCUUAGAUUAAAGAUGCGAUGAACGGCUACUUUCCCUGCCCAAUGUUUAAUCUCCAGAACCCAAUUCAAUUAAGUUCUGAAGACCUAAGCGUAAAUUAGAACAGGCCCCGGGAAUUCUUUCUAGCCUCGAAGAGUCCUGAUUAUAGAGUCCCAACUCUCUACUUUUAAAGAGAACUUGGAAACCACAUCCAUCUGAGUUCAGUCACUGACGGCCAUUUGCAAACUUCCUGGGGCUGUAAGCGUCAUCUAGACUGCUUCCAGACAUGUCGGUUUGGAGGAUCUGGGUGGGACCUCAGACAGUACUUGUAGGUUUGGGUUUGCUCUAUGGGCAGAGAGGUUCUGGUUAGACCUUGGUAGACCUGAAUCUUCUGACAGCAAUUCCAUAAUCCGCCAGUUUCUUCAGAGGCCAUUGGACUGGCAUCAGCUACUGGUCCCAGCUGGGUCAAGCUUCCAGCCCUCUCUAAACCAAGGCAGAUCUGCAAGCCCCAGGGAUAGAGAGAGGCACCCAAAGGGGCAAACUUCGCUUUUCUACACUCCAUUCCCCUGAGUCUAGGAUUCCCAAGAGUGCUAUCAAACAAACUCAUUGUUGAAGACAUAGGCCUAUUUAAUGGAUUUUCUAAAAAAAGUGUUUUUUGCAUUUCUGUUAAUAUCAAAAGAUUUCCAAAUGUGAUAGUGUGUUGAAUCUUUUUAAACAAUUUGUGAUAGACCAAAGUCAGCUCUUGUAAACUACUUGCUAGGACAAGGGGAGGUGGUAGCCUUGGCAGACUGGUUCUAAAACAUGUGAAACUCGGUCUCAGGUAUAUGCUGUGAAGAACAUACUUGUGUGUGUGUUGCUUGGAAAUCAUAAAAUAGCGCCUAGUACAGGGCCUCAAAUGUUCGAUAAAUGUUCCAUAAAUAUGUGUUGAAUGAAAAAAAGAAUAAAUCUCAUUAAGGAUAUCUGCUUACACUUCAGAUAUUCCCUUUGUCUAUAGUUCCACAAAUUAAAAGAAUGAUUCAUUUUUGGCUUGCUAUCUUUUCUUAUCACCCAACUGAUGAUAUAAUUAUACUUCAUUCCAUGGAUUAAACAUAGUUCAUCCCAGGCUUAUGGAUUUGAUGAUGGAUGGAUGGAAGGGAGGAAGGGCGAUUAAUUUUGCAUAUACUAAGCAUAAUAUACUUUUAGAAUAACAGCUUUAUCAAAAUGUAAUUCAUAUACCAUAUAAUUCAUGCACUUAAAGUGUACAAUACAAUGGCUUGAGUCGAGUCACAGAAUUGUGCAACCAUCACCACAAUCAAUUUUGAGAACGUUUUUAUCACCCCCAAAGAACUCUAUAUCCACAAGUACACUAGUGGCUCAGUCCCCAUUUCCUGCCCACCACCCCCUGCACCUGUCUCGGGCCACCACUGAAUUGCGUUUUGUCUCUACAGGUUUAGCCUAUUGGAGGUAUUUCAUUAAAAUGGAAUAACAAUA
Molecule: messenger RNA, 5130 nt
Organism: Ailuropoda melanoleuca (giant panda)
Lineage: Eukaryota; Metazoa; Chordata; Mammalia; Carnivora; Ursidae
Gene: ENPP6
Product: ectonucleotide pyrophosphatase/phosphodiesterase 6
Exons: 8
Coding region: 73-1395 (440 amino acids)
Biological process (GO): lipid metabolic process; choline metabolic process
Cellular component (GO): plasma membrane
Molecular function (GO): glycerophosphodiester phosphodiesterase activity
Source: RefSeq, a predicted model, not a curated record